AUGGCGAACCGAUCUGCACCUGCUCCUCGUGCGGGUGGUGCUAAUAAGACCUGUCAGUUCAAACUCGUGCUGCUAGGCGAGAGUGCAGUUGGGAAGUCAUCACUGGUGCUGCGUUUUGUCAAAGGUCAAUUUCACGAAUAUCAAGAGUCAACGAUUGGAGCUGCAUUUUUAACCCAGACGGUUUGCCUAGAUGAUGCUACGGUAAAGUUUGAAAUCUGGGACACAGCAGGUCAAGAACGGUACCAUUCGCUGGCUCCUAUGUACUAUAGAGGUGCUCAGGCUGCAAUUGUAGUGUACGACAUUACAAAUCAGGAAUCUUUCCAAAAAGCUAAGAAUUGGGUGAAAGAACUUCAACGACAAGCGUCUCCAAAUAUUGUUAUGGCUCUAGCGGGUAACAAGGCCGAUAUGGCUAAUAGGCGAACUGUUGAGUAUGAGGAAGCUCAGGCCUAUGCAGAAGACAACGCUCUGCUCUUUAUGGAAACUUCAGCAAAGACAUCGAUGAAUGUGAACGAUAUUUUUAUGGCUAUUGCGAAGAAGCUACCAAUCGGUCCCCCAGCCGGAGAACCAAGUGGUACAGUUGACAUGAAUCAGCCACAACAGGCACAGAAGGGUAAUUGCUGCAAGUAG
This is a messenger RNA of Necator americanus (New World hookworm), 627 nucleotides long. RefSeq lists its product as uncharacterized. Gene Ontology annotation, cellular component: endosome; Golgi apparatus. The transcript has 6 exons. Bases 1 to 627 code for a protein of 208 amino acids. Gene Ontology annotation, molecular function: GTPase activity; GTP binding. NCBI's taxonomy places the organism in Eukaryota, Metazoa, Nematoda, Chromadorea, Rhabditida, Ancylostomatidae. The record is from RefSeq and is a predicted model, not a curated record.